Molecule: messenger RNA, 4278 nt
Organism: Python bivittatus (Burmese python)
Lineage: Eukaryota; Metazoa; Chordata; Lepidosauria; Squamata; Pythonidae
Source: RefSeq, a predicted model, not a curated record
GGGAAGACAACUGCAAUGUCCCAGCAGCCGAGGACACUGGUGUUAAAAUACUUCUCUGAAUGCCAGGCGGAGGUCCGGAUGACUUUGCCACCUGAGAUGGAGGUGGUUAUGGGCCAGCAGGUGACCAUUUUGUGCCCACACACAGUGACGGGAAAGAAGGAUUACCUCCUAGUGGAAUGGUUCAUUACGGACAAGAACGGGGAGCAGCGGCGUGUGGCCUACAGUGAUAAGGGUCAGGUGGGCGUGGACAGAGGAACUGAGUAUACAGACCGUGUCUUUAUGGAUGCCAACUAUAGCCUGGUCAUUACUGCCAUCGACGUGAAUGACGAAAAGCCCUUCUUUUGUCAAGUGACCAGCGCUUCUGGAAGUGGGAAUGGAGUGACCCAACUUAAGGUCUUUGACCCUCCUGAACCCCCUGAGCUUACGCAAAACUCAGGGACCCUCUCUGUGACCGCGGAUCUUGCUUUAGAGAUUGCAAUGUGUACAGGCAAAAAUGGCCACCCGGCGCCAACCAUCAGCUGGUACAAAGAUGGGCAGCUUCUGAAUAUUACUACUGGACACAGUAAAGAACUCUACGAGGUGGUGCGGACAGUGAGAGAAGCAUCAGGACUCUAUUCCAGAUCCAGCACGCUCUACAUGCGCCCAAAGAAGUCAGAUAAAAACUCCAUGUUCCAGUGCAGAGUCAGCUACAAGAUGCCUUAUGGGAAACUUGGCACUGCCGAAUCAGAACCUUUCAAUCUCACCUUGCACUAUUAUACGGAGAACGUGGAGUUUGUUUUGGAUUCUCCAAAGGUCAUCAAAGAAGGGGAUGAUGUGCAACUACGAUGCCAGGGCGAUGGGUCCCCCCAACCUGAAUAUUCAUUUUUCAAAGUGCAGAGUCCUAAUAACCUGUCCGACUUGCCCACCAACACUGAUGGUAUCCUGAUUCUUCCACGAGUGACCAAGGCUGAUAGUGGGACAUACCGCUGUCAGGUGCUGGACUUCUAUAGUCCCCCAGAGGUGGAACUGGAGAAGGAUGUGAGCAUCUUCAUCAACUAUCUGGACCCCCUGGUCCUAAAUCCAAGCAAGAUAGUGAAAGUAAACCGAAGCGAAAACCUUCAACUGACUUGUUCUGGCAGUGGCUCCAAGACACCCACAUUGUCAUGGAAGAAGGGAAAGGAGCAGAUGGGGAACGGCGCGACGCUGUCCCUGAAUGCGCUGACUUACCUCAUGGCUGGCACGUACAUAUGUGAAGCUGCCGUGCCCAGCAUCCCUGGACUGAAGCGGAACGAGUCAGUCCAAGUCAUUGUAGAAGGAAAGCCGGAGAUAGAGAUGCACCAAUCCAUGAUCCAUCAGGACCAGACCGUGAAGCUCACCUGCUCUGUCUUAGGCCAUCCUCAGCCGGAGAUUAGAUGGAGCAUACCUGGUGGGAAGGCUCCUGUGAAACAUUCAGCAAAUAAAUUUGUUUCUGAAUUGUUAGUGGAAAUCACCCCCAAGCUAGUCCAAAGCGGGGUUCAAUGCACAGCAGAGAACAAGUACGGCUCGACCAAACAGAACUUCCAGUUGAAAAUUGUUUCCCCAACAGCAUCUGCCUCUCCAAGGCCAGCUGCGGAUGAGGAAGAAAGUCAAGGAGGAAGUACGGUUGCAGUUAUUGCGGUGUGUGUGUGCGUCCUCAUCCUGCUCCUGAUCGUGGGCUUCUUCUACUUCAUGCAACGGCGAGGCCAGCUGCCCUGCAGCAGGGGAGAGAAAAGAUCCCUGACCCCCAAGGAAGGGACUCAAGAUGACACCGUGGUGGAGAUGAAGGCUGACAGGCGGAACGAACAGACGGGGCUGCUGAGCCCUGGAGGUGGUGGUGGUGGUGGUGGUGGGACGAAUGAGUGCUGAACAGAAGGAAGGCUGGACCUGUCUUCUUCCAGAGGGGCCCCUUCCCAUUCUGUACCGCCCACAAUGGAUGGAGAAGAUGCUCAGAAAGGACUCUGCCAGGGCAUGACAGCCCCACUUCCUCCCUCCCUCCCUCCCUCAGAGGGCAGGGAGCUUCCUUUGCACCUAGACUUUUGUGGCAGGAGAGGUUGAGAUGCCAUGGGGGGGUGGGGGUGUUAUUCUGCCACUACUUCUUCCUCCUUAAAACCACAUUUUUUGGUGAUUUUUGUUUUGCUUUGUUUUAAAAAAGGAACUGACAAUUAUCUGCACAGACGCUCCAUUUGCAGGCUGCGGCAUUUCUAUACCUGUUGCCCCCCAGUAGACAUAAAUAAAGUCACCCACAGAUGCACUUAUGUUAGUAACACAAACAAACAUUGCAGAAGUUGCUGACCAGUUGGUUUGGAUUUUCCUUCGUUUUUCCACCAACUUUCAGCAAGCCCCUGACUGCCAGUUACCUAUGAUCUAAAAUGAACCAUGUUUUGUUAACCUGCCGGUCACUCAAAGGUGAGUCACACUUGCCACAAGCUCCUCUGUUUUAAGCUGGUGUGUCCAUUUGCUCAUUUUCCUGUGAUCACGUACCCCUCUGCAUCCUCAGUGUGAAGCAUGCAUCAAAAGCGAACAUUUCCAGAGACGCUCUCGUUCCUGCAUGCACGAGCUCGCCCGUCACCCAGCCUUCUCCAUACCCCCGCCAUCCGAGGAUGGCCCGUCAUCCAUCUGUAUGUCUGUCUAGCAAGGACUUCUUCAACUCCUCCUGGUGCAUCUGUCACACUAGUGUGUCUGUCUGCAUUUGAGCAUGGCCAGCUUUGGAAUUUAGCCCGUGGCCAGUCCUUUAAUGGUAAUUUGAUCAGUUAAAUGAGCGAGUGAUAAUGUUCCUCCAAGCCACAAAAAUAUGCGACUGCUGGUUUGAUAGAUUGGUCCUCUGUUUAAAUGGAUAGAGGCCAGUCAGCUGGUUGUAAUGCGUGAGUUUUUUCUCCUCGGCCAGUUGCCGCCCUUCCUAACUCAUGUGCUUUUUUCUCUGGCCAUAAGGUGCUAUGAAUAUACAGUAUCCUAACGCUGACUCGCAGUCGUUGGAGCACGGGAUCCCAAUCUGCUAUGCCAAGAAAAGUUAUUUUGUCUGCGCACCUGAAUGGCAGUCUCGUGAAGAAUACUCCCUCUCUCUCCUGCUUCAUAUAGCUUUGGCUCCAGGGCUUUGGGGAAGGGGGCUUUUCAGCAGAAAGUGGGGUCUUCCAGCCACCGAUUUCUUUCUUUGUGAGGUGGCUGGGGACAUGACACGUGCUCCCAAGUUAGUUCUCUGUAUUUUUGUGUUCUGUUCUCUUGAUGUCUCGGCUCCCGAGGUGGGGCCCACCCUCGACCCCCAUCUUCAUUGGUGGCAGUGAAGCCUUCCCGGUCAGUGGAUCCCGUGUCGGUUUUUAUAGGGCACCGUUUUGUGUGUAUGGCAGAAUCUCUUGGGGAUCAGCCUCUUUAUUCAGGGUUGUGAUCUUCCUGUUGUCCCUAAUCCUCGUGACGUGUCACUUUCUUUCUCUCUUGCACUGUGUGGUCAAGACACUGGCUUUGGGGGAAAAACUUGGGCCUUUCUUUUUAUAAUUAGAGUACCUUUAAUGGUGUUGCAGCCUAGGGAACAGAACGGAGCUGGGAGCCGUGGCACCCCGUGGUGGAGACAGGCAGGUGGCCGUGAGGCUGGGAGAGGGGGCUAACCGAGUGGCCGUGAUCUUCCAAAGAAGCAUUUUUAGAGAGGGAAGGAAGCUGGAUAUGUUAAGAGUUUCUCCUCGAAUGGCAGCUGGAAUAUUCCUUUAUCUCUUCCGUUACCUCUUCUCCCCUCUUCCCACAUGGCCUUCCAGAUGUGGUUGAACUUCCACUCCCAGCAGCUGCUGGGCAUGCCGGCAGGGGCUGCUGGGAACGGUCGUGUAUCAAUAUCUGGAGGCGUGAAAUAAAGGAUGAGAGCUUCCUGUAAUGCCCACUGUUUAAAACUGCCUCUUAGAUCUCACUGCAUUUUUAGCCCCUUCUCUUCGUACCGACUGCAAACUGCAGAGUUGCUUCGUUUAAAGCAAAAAACAGCCACCUUCUCCCCCAUUGUUCCGAUGCCCCUUCCAGAAAUUCGAUCCAUUGGCUGCUGCUUUCUGGAUUUUUGCAUCGAUUGGGGGGAGAUGUGGAUUAAGUGGCCGUUCAGAGGUUUUUUUAGCUCUCCUUCUGGAUGGGGCUUCCUCUGCAGACCAAGGCAGAGGAACAAAUCAGUUGGCAACCUAGCCGCCUUGCAUCCUUUGCACGGCCUCUCCCCACCACCCCGUGCCGUCGCUCCCGUGUCUCUGUUCAGGUCUUUCUAUCCUCUACAGCCUGUGCCCAGGUUAUGCUGUACGUUAGCCAUUAAAAUAUUGUAACCUC